Mytilus trossulus (common blue mussel) is the source of this 587-nucleotide messenger RNA. RefSeq names its product complement C1q-like protein 3. The record is from RefSeq and is a predicted model, not a curated record. The coding region runs from base 1 to 573 and encodes 190 amino acids. The transcript is spliced from 3 exons. Gene Ontology annotation, molecular function: protein binding. NCBI's taxonomy places the organism in Eukaryota, Metazoa, Mollusca, Bivalvia, Mytilida, Mytilidae.
AUGUUUAUACUACAGCAUCUACCAAUAGUAUGUCUUGUUUUAAGCGGACAUUUAUGUGUCGUUAUUAGUUUGUGUAGUUCCAAGCUUGAAAACUCAUUGUUUGAUGACCUUAUUGGAAGGAUGUUAAAGCUGAAAGGGACAGGGCAUGUAGGACAAGGAAACGCAUCGAUACAAAAAGAUACACCUGGCUUCUCAUUCUAUUUGACUUCUGCACAAACUGCAUCGGCCAAUGCUAUUGUAAAGUUUAAUAAGCUAUGGACAAAUACCAUGAACGCAUAUGACGUCACUACAGGUGUCUUUACUGCUCCAAUACCUGGUCUUUAUCAUUUUUCUGCAGUUUUGAUGUCAGUGACUGGAAAAAGUUUAUUUCUUCAUUUAUGGAACAAUGAUACAAAUACCGCUGGAAGUUUUACGAUUGGCGACGGUCAUAAAACUGGUUCCUUUGAUGUCGUGUUCAAGUUAAAGAAAGGUGAUCGCGUCUAUAUUAGGUGUUCUUCGAGUUGUAAUGGUCAAAAAAUCUACAGUAGCAAUAAUAACUACAGUACCUUCUCCGGAUAUCUCAUAGCUGAAUAAAUAGUUAUAAUGUA